AAGCUGUCCGUCACUCCAGUUUACGGAAGUGUAUCCCCCCGCUGCAAAGAUGGAGGACGAUAUCUCAGAUUUGAGCAGACCACGAAUGUAUUUGUUCGGUGAGCUCGCCUUUUGCGCAUAAAUUUGUCAUUUUCUUGUUGCACAAUCAGCACGAACACCGUGUUCUCAUGCAUGUAAGAGCUGUUUAUAUUUUUAGGAGGAUGAAGUUAGCUAAAUUGGUGGUUAACCCCCCUGCUCCUUCUCGCGCCAAUUCAGCUCUUUUGUUAGCUAGCCGACAAAGGCGUGGAAUUACACAGUUUAUAUCUAUUUUAUCCUUAUCUGCUAUGUGCGUUCAUGUACACUGUGCAGGAUUAUUGUAAUUGAAGGAUAUUUACACGUUUCACGGUUGGUUUUUCCCCUCAGGUUGUACUCUGAAAUCGGACAAACGGGAGUUCAAAGUUGACGUAGACGACGAUGAUACGGAGCAGCAGCUGUCAAUCAAAGCAGUAAGGACCAACCCCUUUUUAUUUACACAAAUAUCCAGAGACAAUCGCCGUCAGAGUGGCAUCUAUGUACGGUGGCCGAGAGUCGCCACUGCUGUAAAAAAAAAAAAAGAAGUUACAACGGAAGUUACUAAUGCAAAAAAAGAAACUGAAGCCCGCUACAAAUAAAAAAAGAAACGGUGCAAAUUAAAAAACCACAACAGAAGUUAACAACGCCAAAAAAAAAGUUAGCAAUGAGGAAAAAAAUUAAUUACUGCGAAAAUAAAAAGAUGCAAAUAAAAAAAAAAGCCACAAUGGAAGUGAGCUGCUGGGGACCAAUAAUGAUGACGCACCAGUGCAGCUCAAGGAAGAACAUUUAUGAUCAUUUCUUUAUCAUUUCCAUGAAGUAAUAAUCACCAUACUGCAGACACAGUAGUUCUUCUGCCUUAGUGUCUCAAUCUGAUUGCAUUACCAUGAAGAAAUGAUCAUAAAUGUUCUUCCUUGAGCUGCGAAACCCCGCUGCAGUCAAUGGACUUGCCCGGAGGUCUCGCUACAAACAAGCCGCUGCUGGAGGAGAGUAGGUGAGUUGUGUUUAGUCUCUUUGCUAAAGUAAUCAGGCAAAGCUAAAAAGAUGUUUGGUGGCUAGCACUUUGGCUGGGACCCUAUAUGUCCUGUUGAUGAAGUUAGGUGCUGUUCUGAGCAUUAUUUGUGGCUAUAGAGUGGUGUUUUGGUUGAGGUUUGUUUAUGGCUCAUCAGACAGCUGUGUAUUGCUAUCUUGCUGUCGUUACUAAAGGUGGUCUAACUAUAGAAGUUGACAGCAUUCAUCUCUCGAGGGGGUGUCUAAUUUUACGCUGGAGUAUCCCUUUAAUUCUCUAUGUAUGGAGGUAUCACUUAAAAUGUUUAACUGAUUGUUUCCAAACAGGAAAGAUAUUUUUGUUAAGUAUUAUUUAUUUAUUUUCCAGGUGUGUCUGGGAGCAGAGGCCGAGGAUAAGUUCCACCUGGUGGAAGUCGAGGGUCUUACUUAUGAUGGAAAAACAACCAAAGUGCCGCUAGUUGCUCUCAAACCGUCUGUCCUGCCAUCUGUGAGUGACCACCUGACUGAUGUGAUUGUCUGCAAUAAAUGAGAUCUUGACAAUCACAGUUAAGUUAAUCUUAUCUUUAUUUUUUUUGUUGUCCAGAUGAGUCUAGGUGGAUUUGAAAUUACACCUCCAGUUACCUUUCGUCUUCAGUCUGGCUCUGGACCGGUUCACGUCAGCGGGCAGCAUUUUGUUAGUGAGUAUUAUUUCAACAGCUGGAAGUGCUGCUGUGAGUCUUUUUACAGAAUGGCAGACAAAUACAUAGAAACUGUAUUUCAAAUUUCAAAUUAAUUUUAUCAUUAACCUACACCACACUGUGUCUGUUAAAGGAGCAGUUUGUGUCAUUUAGACCCACAAUUACAAGUUUAACUGUUUUAAAGUAGACGGCAGUGCAAGAAGAUUUACAAUAAUGGAUCAUAAAUGGUGAAGGCAAAUGAAAAUUACUCCUCUGAAAAUAUAACAGUAUUUGUAGAUAAUAAAUAUGUAUGAAAACCAUCUCAUCACUGUGUUUACCUUUCAGGUGUGAAGGAUUCAGAUGAUGAAGAGGAGGAGAACAACACGUCACCAGUGAAGCGACCUGCAGGCCUCACAUCGGGGAAGAGGCCUCCACAGGUGAGAAGCUUCAAAUGGGAAUUGUAUCGAAGAACUUUGUGUUUUUAGAUUCAAUUCUGGUUUAAAAGAUGGGAAUCCACUAUUUUAAUGUUGGACUGGUGCUUAUUUACAACCUGAAGGCCCAUUUAAAAGUAUUACUGUAAGGGUUGUGUGUCGGUAGAAUAAGUAAUGUCAUUAAGCUGUAAAAAAAAAAAAGGGCUUUUUCUCCUUUUAAUUGUGUUGAUGGUUCAGGCUCUCUGUUUAAAUAUCUCAUGUAUUAACUUGAGUGUUUUUCCCUUUCUUGUAGAAAAAACUAAAGAUGGAUUCUGAUGAUGAUGAAGAUGACAGCGACGAUGAUGAGGAGUAUGUUUCCUUUUACCAUAAUAUUUUCCUCGUACACUUUCGAUACUCAGUCACAUGUGCAUGUUAAAUCUAACUCACACUUUAAUCAGGUUCCCAAAUACUAGAAAGACUAAUCCUAAACUUUUUUCUAAUCUUGCUGAGUGAGUUUCUCUCUUGCUCAUUUUUUGCAGUGAUGAUGAAGAUGACGACAGUGACGAUGACGUGAAGCCUCAGAAGACGAUUGGAAAAGACCUGAAAAAAGUAAGCCCGACUUUCUAUGUUUCGCUUUAGAGACAACAUUAGGUAUUUGAAGGUUUGAAGAGGAAGAGAACUGAGCUUGAAAACUCUGCAGCUGAGAUAUUAUUCUGAUUUGGAGGUGCAGUAGGUACUUAUUUAUAAAAGGAAUGAUCGCUGAAAGCAUAUGAUUAAUUGAGCUUUCACAAAGCCAUGAUUUAGUCCAAGUUACACAGAAGUUACAGUCUAACUUUGACUACAAGUAACAGCCAAAACCUGCUUCAUUUAAUCUUUUUUCACUCAAGACGACUGAGUGAUGAGCUGAAAUUCACUUUGAACGAUGCUGUGAACCCUAAUGUUGAAUUAGAGAGGAUGUAGUACUAUCUUAUCUCACUGCUGCGCCGCAUGCCCUUGGCAGACACAAACAUCCACUUAAGUACAACAACAAGGAGGAGGUGGUUCUUCAUUACACAACGUUGUUUUACUGUCACUGGCGGGUUAUGUGAGGAUUAACUGCAUUAUGUGUGCGUACAAGUACAAAGUGCAUGUUUAAAUCCCUGAUGUGGCAGACUGUGACACCAGUGACAGUACUGAAACUGGGACACCACACCACCCACUCCUGUCAGGACAAAUGUGAACAAAGAUCAUGUCCAGCUGGUUGCUGCUGUGGUCAUUCUGCACGUUCUUAGUUUUGGAUCAUUCUGAUUCCACAUAUUGAAAGAUUUUAAAAGACAGCAUGCAUUAUUAGGACUUAAUUAUACAAUGUGCUGCUCUGUAAUACAUCACACACAGACAGGAAGAGACACAUGCUGAGACACAAAGCACGACCUGCUGCUCUGCUUGUGCGCCUGAGCUUGUGAGUGUGGAUAUUAACUGAAUGAUCAGAAAUACUUUCCUACCUGGGAUGGUGUUAUUUUGGGUCUGGCUCUUUAACCAGCUGCUUUUCUCACUGUUUGAAAAUCUUUGACCUUAUCAUUAAUUUCCCUCCAUGAUUGGCUUUAUCUGGCGAUACUCAGUGGAGCAGUGACUUCUUGGGCGCUCAUCAGCAGAUACUCGUAUCUCCUCCUGGAGUGCGUAUCAAGCCGGGUCAUACUGGAUGUCGUGUUUUGCCUCAAGUGAUUAAAAAUGUAAAUUUUCUUGCAUAUUUUGUAAAGUGGUGUGUUUCGUUGGAGGUCUGGCCUCUUGUAACCAAACCAAUGAUCACACUGUGAAAGUAGCUCUUUAUGUUUUUUAAGGUUUUGUAGCAUCUUUUGAAGGCUGACCUGUUGUUUUUGCACUCUGACAUAUUAUUGCUGUUAUCAUGAUGCAUGCUAGAAAACGUAAAUGCAUGCAUCACACGUCAUUAUGGUGUUAUAUCACAUACAGUGUAAAGUGGAGAGUGUGAUAUCAAACAGCCUUACAACAAGUCUUCCAACAUCUUCUAUGAUGUAGUCAAAACAAUAAUGUGCGUACUGUAUCAGCUAGUUAUCCCAGGCGGGUGAUGCCAUUUCAUCGGGCAUGUGCACCAAUAACCCAAAUUAAAGGAGAAGUUGUAAAGAGUAUGAGAAGAUAAACUGACUUCUUCUCUCUCGUCUUGUGGGUUAAACAGACCGAAGAACAUGAAAGUUAUGAGCAGUGUUUGUCUUUGUUUGAAUAAAAGCUGAAUUGGCUGCAUCACUGUGUUUUAUGAUCUAAUCUUGUCUUAAAUCGGUGAAAUUUUAACAGUUUGCCUUCCCUUUGAGCAUCAUUUCAAUUAAUAAUAAAGGUCCAAACAUCAAACUUUGCUUCAAGCUCGAGAUUUGAUUAGAAACAGUGUUUCCUGUUGUCCACCAGGUGUCAGGGUAGCCAAGAGCUUGUCCUGAGUGUGUAGUCGUCCUUUCUGCAGCUGCAGUCUGCCGGCUCCUUUUUUUUUGUUCGUACCUCAUCAUUUAAACUCCCACAGACUCUGUCCUAUAGUAACAUUUCAUUUAAAGCGGGCCCUUCCCAUCCCUGCACCCACUGACCGUCCACCGGCUUUUUGUCAGAGACAAAACAUGGAACUUUUUCAUCCUGUUCGCUCAUGUACCCACCUGUUUUCCAGCAGUAAAACACAGGGUCUGUGUGGCGUAAUGAUCGGAUUUCUCCUCUGUAAUCUGCUCGGAUUCUCACUGUCUCACCAACACGACGGCACAGUGUUAUCUUAUAGACACACACGCACACACACACACUCUCAAAAGUGUGUAGAUAUGCAUAGUACCGUAGUUGUAUAAAGCACACAUACGUAUUUGCAAAAGUGCAGACAAUUUGCAAGCAUUGAUGAUUAAAAUAUAGUAUGUAUCUUCAGGGAAACACACAUGCAGUUUCUCUCUCUCUCUCCCUCACACACACACUUACACACUCACUCUAUGGGAACCAUCCUCCCCCAUUUUUCUGUACCGCUGCAUAUCUUUGUCCCUCUGUCAUCCCACUGUUAAUAUGAUUGCUCCUUUUUAUCGUCUCUCAUGCCAUUUCAGCUUUGCACCUGGCCUUUGCCUUUGAACACUUGUUUUGCGUGUUACCGCAAUCGUCUGCGAGCGUGUGUGUGUGCAUGUGUGUAUCUGCCUCAGGUUUAUGUCAGUGUCUGUUAGUGAUUUCUUUUUUUUUUUUUUUUUUUUUUUUUUUUAAACCCCAUCCCAGAGGAAAAACUGUGCCAGGCGAAAGAUCAAAGCAGGGCAGAUGCACAUACCUGUGAUGUGAGCGUCGAUCCUCGCCUCAGGGUCAGAUGACAGCUGAGCAUUUCUGUCACCUGUUGAUUUAUUCUGUUGUCUAGUCCUCCACCUCCUGCGCCCCCACACCCCUCCACUCGAUGACCCUUAUCUUUCCCUCAACUCUCGUCCUUUUAGCUUUUUCGUUGUGAAAGUUUGUUUGAUCAGAUAUUUGAUUUGAGAGAAAGAAUGAUGAUAGAUUUUUGUUUCUAAAUUGAGGGUUGACUUAGUCUUUAAGUUUCGUACUAAAAGUGAAAGCAUACUGACUGACAGUUUAAAAGGUUAAGCUGCUGCUCGUCAGUGAAACUCCAUAUUUAAAGCAUUUGUGGAGUAAAGUGAAUUUUACAUUGAAGCCUUUUUUUGAUUUACAAAAGCAAAUCAGACCAUCAGCGAAAAGAUUGGUGGGUGUCAGCCGGGCAGCAGAGGAAACAACUGUAGUGUCCACAAGUUUUAGCAGAGAGGAAACUUGGGCUGGGCGAUAUGGCCUCAAAUCAAUAUCACGAUAUAUUGAACUUUUUUUCAUGGGGCACAUGUGCUACUAAGGUGAAAAAGUAAGGAGCACACAAAGAACAUAAGGGGCACAAUGACAAUUGAUCAAAUAAUGUGUGUCUUAUUGGUCGACAUACCAUUAUUUGAAAUCAAUUUUAGGUCUUUUGGUCACAUGACAUGGAAGCUAUUGAAGAAAAUGUUUAAAAUUUGCCUUUAGAUUCAACACAAAAAUUUUUAAAGGACAAAUUAGAGAAAUGAAGAGGUGUUUCUUAUUGUCCGACCUUAUUACUGUUAUUUGAAAUCAGUUUUAGGUCAAUUGGUCACGUGACAUAGACGCUAUGAAGGGAAGACAGGGUUUAGGGUUUAAAAUUUUAUGUAGUACAAUGAAAACUAUUUUAGCCAGUGUCCAAACUUUGAUGGGGGGACUGUGAAAGCAAAUGUGAUGAGCUGGAUUAGGGUUUGGAUUAGACUCAGGGUGCAAUCAUUCUCGUGAUACAAGAUGUGGAAACAUGCUGCCUACAUGUGAAUUAUGUGUUUGCAGUUUAAAAGCACUGCUAUGACAAAUGAAGAUGACUCAUUUGUUCAGAACUUCCUUUACUCUGCAGAAACUGCAAAACAUACAGAGCUCUCCUGGACUUCAGUGACUCCACCAAGAGUCCAAUGAGUAGACCUUCACUGGUCACAUACAGAGCAGCAGGUCCUCAUGGAGCAAGCUGAUUGAAAUCAUUGUUUAAUAUCCUUCAAAAAGAGCUUGUUGUUUUAGCCGUGCUCGCGCAGCUUUACAGUGUCAUGUAUCACCAGGCAUCGCUGGAGGAAAUAACAUGUGUAAUUGCCUUGUAGCAGUUAUGUCAACACAGGCAAUUACACUUGUAGCCCGUUCCAAGGUGAACAUCAGUGAUUGCUAGGAGAGGGUUGGUGCUCAGGAAAUGCAGGUACUUGCCUCGGCUAUUACAAGGUAAUUACACAGGUGACUGAGAGCAACGCAGACCUGACGGGAAGGCUUCCAGUGUGGGGAAGAAAAAUGAUGGGUUUUAAGUAUCCGAUCAGUGACAAAUUACCCAGUACGUCUGGUGCCUCCUCUCUAACAAUGUUUAAAAAAUCAAUAGUGAUGUUCUUGUUCAGUUUUAUUGCAAGUAAUCAAUCAUUUUUUGGACCACAUUAAGGCAUGUGUUAUUAAGGCAGAAUGGCCCAGAAAUGUUAGGAUUUUAUUGAUCUUAGUGGAUGAUACCUGCAGCCAGGUGAGCCUAGUGUACUAAAAAGUAUUCAAAUAAAUAUGUGGACCUGCGAAACAAGCUACUUGAUGAGGGAAACAGUGCUCAACUUUGAGAGUUUUUCAUGUCUGCUUUGCAUUAUUAUAGUGUCUCUUAUCGUACCAGACUUGAUGGGGCAGCUGAGCUCGUACGGUGCGCUGCAGCCUUUCAGAGUCAGGUGGUGAAGCAGACUGAGCACAUCUCAUCUUUGACGUAACAUCCAGGAGCAAACAGCACUUAGACUUUAUGCACUCCAGAGCAACAAAUCUGGCUUUCUAAAGAUAUGUGUUCAAAAGAGACAAAUAGAUUGAAAACACACUGUGAGAUCUCUGGGAGCAAACAUCUACAAGUGAUGUAGUACAAUCAGAAGCAGGGUCCUGGAGCCAUCAUGAGGGCCAUUUAAGGACUUUAAGAAAUGCACCAAGUAGGUUUGGUUGCGUAACUAAGAUACUGACUUUGGUUAUAUUAUAAAAGAAGAUAAUUCUGCAUUUUAUUUGCAUUGAUUUAUGAUUUUUUCUGAUAAAACAUCUUUUUGAUCAAUAUCUCGAAACUUCAGGUGACCCCAAUUUAAAGACUUUUUUUUUUUUUUUGCAGCAACUUUUCUGCAGCAGAUUUUGCAGAUAGAUGAUCCAUCACGGUAUACCUCUUGCAGUGUUUCCCCUAGAAAUUUUUGCAGCUUUUUUAUCAGUUUUUCUUCUUUUUUUUUUUUUUCAGAGCUUUGAGUUGUCAGGAAAGAAACUCAGCAAGACUCCUGUGAAGCAGAACGGUCCUGCAGGAAGAGCAUCGGGAUCAGCUGGCAAAGCGAUGAUUAAAGUAAGAGAGGCUGUGCAUGAUCUCUUUACUGGUGGUUGUUUCCUUAAUUGGCUCACUGGUAGUUUUACAGUCGGAAAGUGCUUUUUAACUAGCUUACACAGGCCUGGAUAUGAAGUCACCUCACUGGAUAAAUCUGUUGUUUCUUUUCCUGAUCUGAAGAAGAUAUUAGACAUUUGUUUUAAAAAAAAAUCAAACAAAAAAAACCCCAGAAGACACUGAUCAAAAAAUAUUGCAUUCAGAUACGUAAAAAUAUAUAUUAUAAACGUUCACAUCCAUGCACUAAAAGGCGAACCAUGCAUUGUAAGACCUUUUUAAAUGUUCAAAAGGCGUUAUUUACAACGUAAAGCUCCAAUGGGGAGAUGUCUUUCAUCAUAUUCAAAAGCAAACCACAUCAUCAGGAUCAAGAUUUAGGAUUUUUUGUCCUCAUUUUUGAUGCCUGAAACUGGUGUGAGGAGGUAGGUGUCACCUUUACAGCCACUUUUGUCCAAUAUAUCAGAAUAAAAUAUUCACAAUAAAUGAUAUAUUCGACUGUUGAAGUCAGCAGGAUGAGAUUGAGCAAACUCUGUCCAAGAAUGCACAGAGAUGGGCACCAACUUAACAUCUCACAGGAACUUAAGUAUAAUCAAUUGCAUAGUAAUUCGUCUUUUAUUUGCUUGAAUUAAAGUUAAUCGGUAUCAUGUUGUGUGUUAUGUACCAAAAUAUAGGGCUGGGCGAUGAACCGAAAUUUUAUCAAAACCAAAAUUUACAUCAAUAGCCGCUGUAAUUUUGCCCAGGUCAACAUAUUCGGUGUCAAAAUAAUCAAUAAAUAAAAGUUUGUAUGUCGAGGGAAAGACAGGUGAGGAGAUGGAGGACGGUUCAAAAGUUGUAGCGGCUGGAGCAGGAGGGGGUGAGCAGCUUGUGGAGUAGCUAUCGUCCAUUUAUCGUUAUCGAGGUGAAUUGCUCAAUAUAUCGUGAUUUUGAUUUGAGGCCUUAUCGCCCAGCCCUACCAAAAUAUGCAUAAAAUUACUUUUUCUCAAAGCAACACAUUACUUAAACCCCCCAUGGUGUAAAUCAUAAAGACGUUGUCCCAUUAAACACAACCGAACCAAAAACAGGAUGAAAUGCUUUGAAAUUGCAGAAUCAGAAAGUGUGAGUGACUGUGGGUAAUUGUCUGCAGUUAAUGGCCGUUAAAACUAAAACGUGCUUAAAAUCUAAAGGAACAGGAUCGUGGAUAGUCUCCUCGUUCGAAGGAAUGCGGUAAGUGCUCAUUACAAUUAGCUCAACCUGAUAGUUUAUUUCUCAGGUGGAAUGUCUCGGCCAGCCGCCUCUGAAAACCUAAAGCUUGAACUCUGCCUCUCUUUAAGUAAACACACCUGACCUCUAAAUGGGUUUCCUGGGGCAAGGUUUAAACCCCUGACCCCUCUGCCUGACCCCGCCGUCUUGUGUUGCCGCCACCUUUGAUACCCCCACUCAAACCCCCUGUAGCACACAUACAUUAAGUGACACAAAGUGGCAAGCUUCUCUGUAGUUAAACUCAAAAAGCAUGUUACUCUGAUAAAAUGAAGCAGACAGAAACUCUCAUGAGUUGACGUACGACUGCUGCUGUUUUUUUAUGAUGAACACGAUUAAUGCGAGGGGUCGUUUUCUCUGUAACACGCAUGAAAAUUGUGCACGAAGUAGAUUAUCAUUUCAGGUCUGAUAUCUUAAAAGAAAGGUGUGAAUUUUCACCAUGUUACACACUGAGCUGCAGGAUUAAAAAAUUCCUGAAACCAGACAGCGAUUCCCCUCUGGACCAGCGCUUCUGUGGGAGAGUGGAGCUUUUUAUUUUUUUUUGCAGUGGUUGGUGUCCAGACAUAACACAGCAGCUCUUGAAAUGCUCAGGGGGAUUAGCCAUCAGGCAGCUAAACUGCUGAAACCAUCCUGCUAGUUUAACUUUCUGGCCUGUGGAGCUUCAACUGCCCCCAUCCCAUUUCCCCUCCUGAACAACAACUGUUCCCGCUCUACAACCUCUUCACACCCCUCACUUCCUGGACACACCUUCUCCCAAUUGCUCUCAUUACCAGCGUUUGAUGUCUGGUGCAGCUUGCGCUUCCAGAUGCCCCUGAGGAGUUGGAAGCGGGCGUGGAUGUCUGUUUUUUCUUGACUAAACGCAGGUGACUGGUCAUUACACCGGCCUGUCAGAUCUGUUGCCAGUACCGCAGUUCUCACCUCUCGCGGCCCAGCGUGUCGCUGCACCUUCUUGCAUAACAGGCUGGACAUGAGAACCAGCUAACUCGUGUCGUGCUGAUUUGAAGUAACUUCAUCUUGCAGCUGGUGUCUUUUGAUUGAUGGGUUUGGAGGAGCUGAUGCCUUGGAGCACACGUCACAGUCGUAAAGUUGUUAAGCACUCCACUCAGGCUUAUCCGAAAAGCGUGUGAGUCAUUGUUUUAGUGACUGAUAGACGUGUGUUAGAGCAGGUGCCUAUGUUGUUCUUGUAAGGAUGUUUUCUUCCAGCUGAAGUCCUUUUCACACUUGCACUGCGGCCCUGAACUUAUCCACACGUUACCCUAAGGAGCUGUUCGCUCAAAGCCAAAAGUCAAAAUCAGUUUGACGCCACAUAUAACUUUUCCUCCUUCUAAAACUUUUUUGUAAACUUUUUGUACAAAGUUCAGCUGCUAUUCUCUUUAUAAAUUCUUUCUAUCUGUGUCAAAAUUGUACAGAUGGCCCAAUACAUAUCUUAUUUUAAUGAAAACAAAAAAGUAUUUGCCUUGAAAGCUUCUGUAAAGAGUCGUUUUGCUGUUCAUGAAACUUGAGUCGAUGCCUCUGUAUGAUCUAAAGCAAACCAAACCUUCAGAGUGAAGAUUGAUCAUUUCUAUACAGUUAAUUUAUCUGCUUGAAAUCAACUUUUUUGCCUGCUAGCAUUAGUGUUAACUUCAGGAAGUGAGAGGCAACAGCACCCACUGAAAGUUCAGGUGAAUCAUGACCACAGUGUACAUAACAACAACAACAACACCAGCAUCACAAACUUCAAGUCUCUCAUUUUUAAUCAGUAUUGAAAGGUAAAAAUGUCAAGCUGACAUUUGAUUGGUCAUGUAAGUGCUGGAUUAAACAGAACUGUGUCUGACUCAUAAUAUAAUAUAAUGUUAAUAGUACAUAACAAUUAUUUGCACCUGCAGAAAUCCGUCUAAACAAGGUUAUCUUUGGUGUUGCAAAUACCUGCAGUUCCUUGGGUGUCCACUUGAGGCUAUCUACAAAAGUACUAGAAGCUACACAUACACACACAUUUAAGAAAGCCCAUCUUUACAGCAAAAUUAAACACGUUUACAGCCUGUAUGUGGAUUUGAAGCCAAAUAUCCCUCGGUAAUGCCGAGAUUUUUCUUCAUUUCCUGAAACCAGAGCUGUGCAGUAGCAUUGUACGCAUUCGACGGGAGAGUCACCGAGAGUCGCUGUGAUGACGCUCGGCUCAAACAGCGUAUCCCCCGGUUGAGCAACGCAAUCCCUGAACGCCAAUAGGCUGUAUCAGGUGUCAAUCAUAGAAAACAUGAACCCCCUAAUAACUUUUAUUACAUGUCAACAUCGCAAGCAGGGGAGAGAAAAAUGUAUAUUCUGUGUAGUAAAUUUCUAAAGUUUGUCCACAGCUCCAUAAGCUUUGCAGGCAGAGGCGGGAUUUAUGACCUAUACUGCAGCCCGUCAACAGAGGGUGCUGUUCUCGGAGUGGCUUUACCCAGCAAGAAGGCAGACGCUGUCCAUUCUAUAUACAGUCUAUGGAUGUCACUGAGACUGCAUCCAUGUUUCAUACAGUCCAUGAGGCUUUAAACAACUCCCUGAAUUUUUAAAAACCUUCUGACCCAAAGAUGUAAAGUUCAUUUCAUUCUGCAGAGACUUUCUUGUUAGUGAACAGGAUGAUAAAAGCAAAGAGAGAGCUCCUUCUCCUUCGUCCACAAUGGUUGCUCAAAUCAACGUAAUACAAACUUCUACACAGACUUUUUCAACUUUAACAUAAAAAAAAUCUUCACAAAGAGCUCCUGUUUCAGCUUAAAGUCAAGAGUUUGAGGAUUUAGGAAUAAUAGAUUAUUGUUUCUGUCUCAAUGUAGAGCUGUAGAAUAAUCCAGUACUUUUUAAGUACCACUGGGGGUAAGUUCAGACCCAGUAGAGAAGUUCUGGCACAAGUUAAACAAAACAUUUUCAAUAGGUGAGAAUGUGUCUGACAUGGACGCUGUCCCAAUGUGUGCUGCACGUGUAAGGAGACAUCUCUGGACACUGUUUCUACUUUAUAUGUAAUGAUGAUUUAUAUAAGAAGAUGACUUACGACACUGUGAAUUUGCCGUCUUCGACAUGAAAAGACCGACCAGACCCGGUGAGUCAUCGUUUUCCCCAGACAAGAGCGCUCAAAGCUCUCAUUCCAACAAAAUGACAAUUACCCUCCCUGACACACCUGAUGAGCAAAGGUGUCACAACCAUGUGUUUGCACUGGAUUGGAGACAAGAGAUUGCAUCAAAUGAUAGCGUGCUUGUGAUUAAGUUCCAAGUUUCGUGGCAUCUGUAAUCAGUGUCUGGCCCAGAUGAAAAAGCUUGCUGGCUUUGUGUGUUUAUCAGCUGUUUCAGGUCCACAGCUGUCCUUUGGAAGCUGAGAGCUGCCCAUAAAUAAUAAAUACGCUGUGUAUUUGUCUGGAUGAGAGCCAGCAGCAUAUGCGCUCCUUUCUUUUUUUGAAGUGUGGUAUGUGUGUGUCAAGGUUUUCUGCUGUUUCGUCUUUUGAUCUUUGCUAUAAAAUGCAGAACUCUUGGGGACAGGGACAGAUAAUUGCAUUUUUCAGCCCAGAGAGAGAUUUUAUAUUCCCCAGGAUUGUCCACCUGUUUGUCACCGUUUCAAGCUUCAUGCUGCUUUUUUGAAUCAUAAAAUAGCAGAAGGUGUCAAAAGUAUUGAGUGGGAACACAUUACAUUUGGUCAUCGCUUUUUCCAAAGAAACUGACCGCAAAGGCUGGGGUGUGUGAAAUAGCUCUGGAUUUGAACAAGAUGAACCAUCUCUCAGUGCAGAAUUAUGACCUUCUUCAUGUUGCUUCUGCUACUUAGACUCAAGACUGUGGAAAAUGGUUAACUUUACAUUAUAACCUAACAGAUACAGGAGACUGAUACACAUUAAAUACCUUUUUUAUCAGCUAGAAAGGUCGGUUUCAUGGUCAAAAUGCAAACAGAGGCUUUCUGCUGUGUUACAAAUACGUGGGUUCCUGGGUGAACUCCACAGAACAGGACCUUAAGGUCAGGAAGGCACUAGUGUGGAGGGCCCUGAACGGUCUGUGAAGAGUGUGGUGCUCGAAUCUCUCCAGACACACAAAGCUGAACCUAUUCCAGCCACUGUGGAGUCUGUUCUCCUGUAUGGCUGCGAAAGCUGGACCCUGACACCCACCCUGCAGAAGUCCCUCGAUGGGUGCUACACCAGAAUGCUACGAGCUGUUCUGAAUGUGGACCAGAACAUCCACAUUACCAACAAGGACCUGUAAGAGUAACUGCCGAGGCUCAGCAAGAAGGUAGCAUCUAGGAGGAUGAGGCUGGCCGGCCGCUGCCAUAGACAUCAGGAGCUCCCAGCCAGCAGACUGGUCCUAUAGGAACCAACACACGGGCACCGUUCGCGAGGACGUUCAGCGCUAAUGUAAGUGGACGUCCUGAAGAAGGAUGCGGGAGCUGAAAGCUCUUUGGAGCUGGCCGGGUGUAUGGAGAAUCGGGAGGAUUGGAGACUACGAUGGAAGCUCGUCUGAGGACAACCGAGAGAGACAGCACUCCAAGAGGCUGUUUGGAAAAGUCUUAUGAUGUGCUGGUUUGAUUGGGGGGGGGGGAAGAAACAACAGGACAACAAGUGGCCUGUGGAGGGUGAUGGCACAAGUCUUAGAAAACUGGUCACAGCCAGCAGGUAGGGGUGUCCAGGUGAAUCUUUUUCACUUCCAAUAUGAUACCGAUAUUGUAGCCUUCAGUAUUGACUGAAACCGAUAUUGAUCCGAUAUUGGCACAAAUUUGUGCAUGACAAGUUUUGCACUCAGCUGCAACGUCUUUUUUGGAAUUAGACGAAAAAUACUGCCACACAGACGACAUCACUCUUACUCCUUGAUACUUUGUUUGUACCCUAGUACACUCUGUUGUUGUGAUCACGCGGGUUCUACAUGCUGGAUCUGGGCACUGCUAGAUAGAGGUGCCGGAGCAGAGUCUGGAAUGGACUGUUUGUAUUGGAGUGCUGAUAUCAGAGAUUUUCGAUGCAGGCCGAUAUGAUCCAGCAUUCCUUUUUUCACUGAUAUCAGACCGAUAUCCAAUAUCAAUAUCGGAUUGAGACAUCCCUACCAGCAGGUCCGUUUAUUAUCUUUAUCAUAAGUUGUGCCGGGCAGUUAGAGAUGGUACAAAAAAGAGAUUUACAUUUGCAUAAAAACUGGUCAUUGCUUCAUUAAAGAUAAUAGUCACCUGUAUACAUACUUAAGCAGUUCCAGUUGUGCAGACAGUACCAGGAAAAGUUUGGGCUCUGGAGUCUCGUGUCAAACCACAAACAUGUAAACUGAUUUAUCUCCUCAGCUGAAAAUAACAACUUUGUGCAUCCAACCAUCUUUCAUUGAGGGUUUAGUUUAAACAGUGAUGUUACUCAGAAUAAAUAAGAAGACAUCUGAACGCUGAAAUGCUGAUUAACAGCAAUAAAAAAUGGUUUAGUUUGUAGCAUUAACAACUGGAGGGAAAAUUCAGGACGUUUUUGAGUUUUCAGUGAUUCACUGGGGAAAGAGUUCGUUACGACUUGACUUCUUUCCUCUUUCAAACGUCUCUCUCACUAUCAAUGAAACCCUGCAAUUUUCACUGGAAUCCACACUGGCUUUGCAUGUAUGGACAAGUUCUGUGGCUUGUGUAACACGCAGCACCAGUGUAUGAUGUGUGUGUGUGUGCCUGUCACAUUUACACCCCUCUGAUUUGAGCCUGAAGUGACUAGUCUUGGACACUGUUAUGGGCCUGCAAACUGCAAACAACAUGUUCUUUCAAAAUAUGACCUAAAAUUUCACAAAGAACUUCAAAAUAAGGUUUUUCUGUGGAGCUCAACAUGGAGCUCUAUAAUGGACACUCUUUAUGGAUAGUGUGCUGACAGCCAAUAAUAAUACUGUACCCUUGAAUUGUCUGUAGCACAGUCUGUAGACUGCUAAGAUGUGAAAAUCAAAUCUACAGACAGUGCUAAGAGUAUUAUCAUGUUUGAGCAUUCUCUGAGCUGCAGUCUACAAUGAUACAGUUUUGAAUAAAUUCAUACAUUAUUUUCAUCUCCAAAUGUCUAGUAGUAAAGAUUUUUGGACGUAUGCUCUGCUGUUACUAUUAGCCAUAAGACUAAAACAGUGUUGUGCUAGCUACUGAAAAAUAGGAACUAGUUACAGUUACAAGUUACUUUGUAAAAAAAAAAAAAAAACUCAGUAACACAGUUACUUAAACCAAAAAGUAAUGUGUUACAGAGAAAGUAGCUAUAUAGUUACUGUAAAACGUUCUUCAUUUGCAUCCACAUCGCUAAAUCUAAUCAUCCAAGCAAUAUGAUUCGUUGUGCACCAACACAAACCUUGACACGAAAACCAAAAUUUUACCAUUGGACUUUUGGAAUAAUAGCCUGAUAUCGCUAAAAAAUUGAUCCAAAUAAAAAAACAUACCGUGCUAUUGUUUUAUCAAGUUGUGCCUGGCUAUGGGUCUGUCUUUUGAACUCCAACCACUGCUGUUUGGGCGGAGUGGGUGUGUACUCGCUGCUGUGACUCUCGGUCUGGGAUGCUGCAUUAGCUACCUUUGUCGGAGCAUGCCGCUUCUCUAGGUGCUUCAGUAGACUGCUGUUGCUGUUGUUCGCCGUAGAAAGGAUUUUGGACCCGGGACACAGUUUACAUGUUACUGAAAUGUUGUUUUAUCCCUUUGCUCUCGAGUUGAAAAUAAUGUGAGUAUCUCUAUGAGGAGAAACUGAUCUUCCCCUUCUCGCUCGUCAUCAUGCUGUGCCCUGACCUGUUCAGUCCUCUUCAUGGCGCAUAUUGGAUUACGUGUGUGAUGCUGGAGGGUGACAAGGGCUUUGUUUUUCCAACUCCAUUAAACUUUAUUGAUCACUAAAAUGUUAUGGGAACUGUGUGCCGUUGUAAAACCUCACCAAAAGGAACAGAGUAAUGCAGUGUUUAGUAACGGAAACGGAGUUACUGGAUUUAAAAAAAAGGUGUUACAUUAGUUACUGAAUAAAGUAAUGGUGUUGAGUAACAGCGUUACUAAUGACUACUACUAAACACUAGAUUAAAAAAACAUUUCCAAACGGGUUUGGGCACAAAGUUUCAAAGUUUGAACAAGGACUUGUCUACCAUUCUGCAGGAUUACCAGUUCUUUGAACAACACUCUGUAGAUGUUUGGGGACCAAGGAGGCCAGUUUCCUGAGUUUUUAAAGGUCACUUUUCUUUCCUGAUACUUGCCAUAGUAUCCUUGUUUUAUGAAGCACCAAAUAUUUUAUAUAAUAUUUAUAUAUUUUUAUAUUUGUGUGUUGAAGUGUGUGCUUAUACUAGGCCUUCACUUGUCUGCCGAGUGAAAUAUGUGGCGUACAGAGAACAGUUUUCCUCUUGUGUUAACCUGUAUUUGCAACAAACUGUGCUCCUAGUAGUCAUUUUUAGCUCAUGCAGUGAUCUUCACUACAGAGUCGUGACUUUUUUUUAAUGCAAUGCUGCCUGAUGGGCUCUGGGGUGCAGUUGUGUUGCUGGCAUCACAUUUAAAAUGAACAUAAGUUAUCCUAAAACAAACCAAAAACAGUAAGUUUCAACAUGUCAUUGUUGUCUUUGCUUUAUUUUUAAUCACAUCCAGGAUUUAAGUGACUUGCAAACCACCAAAACCUGUUUUAUUAGUCCUACAGUCCCAGAUCUUUUGGGAUCAGGGUUGUGUCUGUUAAGCUCUUGAAUGUAGAUCAGAAAUAACAUCAGCUUUUAAUGCCAAAGACAUCUAUUUGAUGUCAGGUGUUUGUUCUCUUCAGUUCACUUGUGGGGAUUUGCCAUUAAAGGAAAAAACACACUUGACAAACAAUCUCUAUUGGUGAGUCAGGGCUUGCCCUCUCCUGCUUGCAAACAAUAAAAACAUAAUUUGUACCUGAUGUAUUUGUGAAAAAAAAAAAAAGAAGAGAUGGUGUAAUUAGGCUAGAAUUUGUUGUCCUUUCUGAAGCUUUCAUCUCCCUCCAGCUGGUUGCUCAUGCCAAGCCCGUAAACUCAGACCCAGUCAAAAUGGGUCACGAUAGGGCUGUAGCUCAGACCGGCCUGCUGGUCAGCAAAUGGAUUCAUCCUCAGUAUGUCAGACCUGGCUCUUUUCAGUUGAGGUCAAAUAAGAACACAGAAAAUUUAAUAGCAGGAGCUGAAGUUGAGUAUUAAAUGAAAUAUUGUGCCCUGGUAUAAAGCUAUCUUUAAUCUAAAGCCCCAUAAAUCUGUGUCUAUUUGACAUACCAAUGAGUCCUCCUUAUCUAAUUGAUAUAUCUUUUUGAAGACACCUGCCCCGGGAAAAGACAAACCCCAGGCUGGUCCGUCUAAAUCUCCCUCCCUGACUGAGAUUAAGAGCAAGUUGUCAGCAGCAGCUAAGGAGGUAAGGCUGUCAACCCCUCUUUGCAAAUGACUGUGUUUAAUUGAAUGUCUUGAUGUGCGGUUAAGCUGAUGAUUUAAUGGCCUUUUUUCAUCAGGGGAAAAAUCUACCCAAGACAGAGCAGAAGUUUGAGAAUUACGUCAAGAGCUCUUUUAAAAUCUCUGACAAGAAAGUAAGUCAUGUUUUUGAGGCAUAUAAGAUUCGUCUUUAAGCUUUCACCCAGUUUUUGUGUUUGCAUGCUCAGCUAAAAGAAGUUGUUGGGUUUUCUGGACAUUUUCCAGUCGCCGGGUGUUAGCAGCCAAAGUCACAUUUACAUCAACCUGCUUUUCAGCGUUAAGAGCUUUUUGCCAUGAUAGAUUCCCAGGAAUGCAUUAUUGUUCCCCGUGCUGUCCUCAUACUUCCUCGCCGACCAUUAUGCCCCGAAUGUCUCUGCAGCACAGCGUGUUCUCGAUGAGUUAUAUUCAUUUGUGUCAGCGGGCUCUUUUGAGAUGGAAUGGGAGUACACCUGCCAAGGCGAGCUCUUUCUCUGUGAUUUACUGGAGUGUGUCUUUUGUAGCCUUAAUGAAGCGACUGGGGGUAUGUGGACGGUACCAGUCUCUUUCACGUUCGAGGCCUUUGACCAAUCUUAAAAGGAGUUUUUUUUUUUUUUUUUUUUAAUGCACGCCUUAAAUCUUUUCUUGUCAUUCUAGAGGAAAAACAACAGCCUCUGCAGAUUGUUGUGCAGAGCAGGAAUUAAUCACUUAAAACCCUUUGGAUGAUCACCUCAGGCUUAAUGCUUUUUAAGGACUCGGUUGGAUGUAAUACUUUUUUUUUUUUUGUUCAUUAAACCAUCUGUACAAAGGUGAUCACUCAAACAUUCGUUUGUGUUUUUACUGCAGUAUUAAAAUGCUAGCAGUACAGCUAUGAGAGCAGGUGAAAGCUCUUUAGACCGGCGCAAGAGCUGGUUGGACGAGGAAAAGAGCGAGGGGGUGGAGUUGGGUUGUUGAUCCCAGUGUGUAGAAACAUCUGUGGAAGUGCUUUGGUUUCAUCAGCCAAGGCUGAGAUCUGUCAGACCUGGAGCACCUAGUCAUAUACUCUGGUAUGUACUGUUGCCCCCACCCAACCCCUUGUCGUUCCCCCAACAGCCCCAUCUAAAGUCAGCGUUCCCACAGGCGAGACGCACAAAAGCAUGUUUUAGUAAAAGUGAGUCAUGUGUGUAACGCUGUAUAGCACCUCAUUUGGAUGAUUUAUAAUUCCUUUCUUCUGUUCUGUUGUUACCUCCACCCCCACCCUCUCCCUCUUCCCCGUACCUUCCUCAGGUGAUCACGGACCUUUGGAGUUUUGUACAAACACUGAAGACUGGGAAGAAGUAACACACAAUUUCGAUUUGAAGCAUUUAUUUGUUUUGCCUCCUGCAAGACAUUUAAAGGCACAGUCAGCGACAUUUCCUACUUGGCCUUAUUAUGUCAUCGCUUAACUCAAACUUUGAGUGUGCACACAGACUGAAGCUCAAAAACGGGUGCAGGCAGAAAUGAUUUAGGUGUCAUUGUUUUUUUAAAUUUUUUUAGAGCCAGUUUUGCAAUUCACACAUGAACUCACUCAUUCAUGCUUAGCAGGUUGACGAUCUUGGCGUAUAACUUUCAUCACGUGAAGAUUCAAACCACUCAUAGGGAAGGAAAGGAAAAAAAAAUUAAACCUGCAGAUACGGCUGCAAUCCAGUAAUCAUAAGUCAUUACCCUCCAGUCAGUAUUUCCACACGUGUGUGUAAAACGAAGUAUUCAAGCUGGGUACACACCUUUUAAUCUGUUGUUCUUCAUAAAGGAACUUUUUACAUUGAUAUUAAUAUAAAAAACAGUAAUCAAAACCUUAUAUUUGGUUUUCUUUAACGUCAUCGUUACCUGACUUCAUUGAAGGUUAACCCACUGUCAAUUUGUUCCCCCGAAAAGAUCCAAACCCACUCUAACACAGUGAGACGGAUCACAGACAACUUGAGCAAGAUUAGCCAGUUUCUGUAGAAUUCGAUAAAUCUGUGGAUCUUUAUGGAUAUUGGAAUUGUAUUUAAGACUGGACUUGGAUUGUGGAGGUGGGCAAGCUAACUUUCAAUAAGUAGUAACUUUAUUUUAACUUCAAUUAAUGUUACUUAAGCAAAUGUCUUUGUUUACGGAUAAUCAAUCAAUGGAGUUGAAGUUUUUAUGAACUGUACUCAGCUCUGAGGGUGUGUACAUAUUCGGCUAUCUUCACCAGAAAUACUCUAAACAUGAUAAUCAUCACCAAUCGUGCAACCCUCAGCAAGGUCACAAUUAUUUGUCUCUUAUCUCUCCUGUUCAGUAAAACUCAAUUUUGGGCUGCAGCGUCUAAUAGUUGCCUCAGCCUAAGCAUCAAAAUUCAGGCCACAAUACCUGAGCAGGGUAUUCGUCCCGUCUGUAGAAAUACUGCAUACAAAGUAAGUUUUCUGUAAAAAACAAAGUUGAUGCAGUAUUUAAAACUCAAAAAUAUUCCACCUGCUAGUAUGUAUAACUCAAAAUGAUCAGCCAGAGAAAUUCAUAAUACAGUUUGUAUUUUAAUUUUCCAGUUUCACUCAUGGUCCAUCUGUUUACAUUGGGGGGGGUGGGGUCUGUGACUUAAGGUCCUGACACACCGGGAGCGUUUUUUUCGUGCGAUUAUUUCAAAUGUCAAUAGUUUUAAAAAAAAAAACCUGUAUCCUGUCAAUACAAGCGUUCACAUCAGCGACGUUUUCCCGUUCUGCGAUAUUGUGGCAUUUAUUUUUUCCGUAUCACUAUCAAUUUUUCUAAAGUUUCACAUACUGUUUUCACUGUCUCAAACAUAAUCGCGUUGCUUUCACCAUUAGGUCGCGGUUGUUACCUUACGUUUAUAGAUAAUAGUUUAAUGUGCUUAUCUGGUUCUGGCCCCUUACUCAGUACAUGCUAUCAUGACAGACAGCCAUCUCAACACUAGUGUCUGAUCAGAACUGAACACGUGUCUCUUUUUUCCCCCCGGAAAGUCGCAAUAUCGCAUCACGCUGGAUGAGUAUAGUCAGGCGCAUCAAAAUUGGCCUCUGAAUAUUAAGCAAUUUUGCGUCGUAUAUUUGCGUCGUUCCAGGUGUGUAAGGACCUUUACUCUGCAGCCAGCCAGUAGGGGGAGCUCUGAAUCAAUCGGCUCCACAGUCAUGAAAAAAUUUACUUAUAGCCUUAUUUUUAACAUAAAGCUGAUGGAUCUCAAACUGCUUUGCACAGACACCCUCUGUGUCUGUGAUGUUAGUAAAGGCUCGUUGAUGUAUGAUAUUAAUGUUAAUCAGCAGUUAUGAAGUGUGUGCAGGUGGAGCAGCUUUCACACUCCAGAGGUUUUCCUUUCCUCACCUAUAGACGGAGAGAUUGAUGUACGCAUCGUAACCGCAGCUUCGCAACCUGAUGCCAUUGGUCGGGCCUGGUUUAGGUGCUUCACAUCCAUGACACUGUGUGUCCUGAAGUCAACAAUGCAAUAGGAGAUAUUGCAGAAUGUGCCUUUAAAUAUCUGUACUGUAAACAGAGACAUACCCGAGUCCCAUUUGUGUGAAUUUGAGCCAUAAAUACAAAGACGGUUAAGACAGCAGACGGGGACAGUGAUGACACAUAAGUCCUGUAAGGUGUUUUCAUGGUGUUUUACUUUAGAGUCUGGCUCUUGAAACAUGCUGACAGAUUGUACUCAUAAUUCACAUUACUGCUUCAUAGAUAAUGGACAGGAAUUGGUCAGUGUGGGGAAAUAACUUUUUUUUUUUUUUUAUCGUAUCAGUUUAGUUCAAAUAUUUUCAAACUCAAACACCAACAACACCAAAAAGCAAAUAAGCCAAAAGAAUCAGCUGCUCUAGAAAGAUUUCAUAUAAAAAAAAGGCAAGAUUCAAUCUGUAAACAACAAGAUGCACAUAUCUUCAUGCCUGUGAGAAGUUUGAACUUCUCUACUGGUGCAUAUCUUUACUGGUUCAACUGUUGAGGAGAAACAUUUAAUCCUAUCUGUCAUUUCUGCACCAGAGCAGUGUUAUCGCUUCAUGUUUUAAUACUUCACUCCACGUCUAUCUCUGUUUAUUUUAGCUCCAUCUAAACACACAGAACCUGCAAAUAUUAGAAAAAUGCCGUUUGGAUACAGUCAGCUGGUAUGAAUUCAUAUCAAGCCUGCGAACAUGUGUCAUAAUCUAAGGGGGGUCAUUAUUACAGUGAUUACAGCAGAAGUGUUCAUAAGAACCAUCCACAAAAGUUUAUAAAGAGAAUUAUGAGGUCUAUAAAACCAACACAGAUGCCCAUUUUUUUCUGUGAAGUCAUAAACAAAGCAUACAUAAAAUUAAAAACAAGACUAACUAGCUCCAGGAGUGUUUUUAUGGCGUGGAACCGACACUGUUUUCAGUGCAUGUCAGCUGACUCUAAUGCACUAAAAACUUAUUACAAGCCCAUGAUUAACACAGAUUAUCUUAUUUAUUACAACAUAAUCAUAUAUCAGAGUGACAUGACGGCACCGUUGCAGAAACCUCAUAAAGAACUCAACCCCGUAAUUGUUUGCACUCUUGUGUAUCAGCGCUCUGGUGACAAUAAGCGCGCACACACUGGCUCUGCGUAUGAUGUGUUUAUGAUCCUGUAUGAUGUCUUUUAUGAGCCAAAUGUUGGCAGUGGGAUACCAUCUUUAACCAAUCAAAUUGCUCGGUCCAACAAUCCUGCUGUCUGUGAAAGAUAUUUCAGAUUCCUUCGCUAUAAACUGCACUGUGUCGAAUAAUUUAAGUGUAUGAAGUUACUCUGAUAACUUUCCCCUGUCGUUACUAUUUCAAUUGGAGCCGGAAAAGUCAGUUUUAUGUAGAGCAGCAUUUAUCAUAGACUUACAAAUGCAUCCUUAAGAAGUCGGUCAUCAGUACUUUUUUUUAUAUUCCCCUGUCAUCAAACCUAAUGAUUUCUUCUUACUGUAAAUACAUGUUUUGCUUUUAUUUACAUGUACGGCAGCUGAACAGUCAUGUUGUUGAAAUGUAUGCUUAAUCCGCCCUCGCUAAUCGCUGGUUUUGCAGCUUGGAUCUAUUUUCAUGAUCUGUGUAUGAAAAGUUGUGAUUGGUAGUUUGGACUAGAUGUGUUUUUGUGAUUAUUUUUAAUGUUUGAAUUACUUUCUCAUUUUUAUUUCCUGUCAUUGCAUUUUAACUCUGCUUCCUUUCAUUUUGAUUAAAUACUGAAUAGUUUUGAUGCCGGUUUUUAUACAUAAUUUUGUCCAAAUGUAAUACGUGGUUGUGGUGAAUCUUAGGGAUGCAUUAUUUGUUUUUUGUUUUUUUUGCAGAUGUCAGAUAUACUUAGUCUUGAAUGCAUUUUGGUUAACACCAAUACUGAUACGAAUCCAAGGGCAUGAUUAUUCUGCACAAACCUGCAUCUUCCCCCACAUUGUGCACCAGUCAUCUUCUUGACAAGCAUCUCUACCUGGGUGGUGGUGCUUGCUAAAUUUCUUAGCUUUGCCGAAUGACUGAAGUCGAGGCUGCUGACGAGUUUUUUCUGUUCUUACUUUCCAGAAACUCUUGGUGCUCCUCAGACUGACAGUUCUUUAUUUGUACAAUUAAAUCAUGAGCAUUAAAGGGAUGUUGUUUACCUGUGCUUCCCAAAUACCCAUUUUGAAGUCUGUUUCUGACACUCCAAAAUACCUCCAAACAGCUGACUUGUUGAAGAUUUGCAGGCUGUACUUGUCAGUGGAAAAAAUUUAUUUUCUGACACUGAUAUUUGCAAAAAAAAAAUUGUGCAUCCUGAAUGAAUCCUAAAUGGAAAAAAAGGUGUUAAGCAUGUACAGAAAAAAAUGAGCAAUUCUCUAAAAAGCUGUUUGCAGUAAAAAGAUCAUGUUUAGAGCAGCAUAGAAGUUGUAGGUUCUGUCACUGUAUCAGGCUGUGAAAUAUUCAAGAUGUAUCCACACAAUGACCCCCUGUUUUUGUUUGUCAGGUAUAAUUUCACCUAAAUGACUUACUGAAAUCAACACUAUAUUGGGAGGUAUCCUCAAUUUGAUUCGACUUUUAAAGGUACAGUGUGUAGAAAUGGGGAUAUUUAGUGAUAUCUAGCGGUCAGGUUUUUUUUUAGAUACUCCCCUGCUCACACCUCAGCUCUAUUUUUUUUUUACCAUCAGAAACAUCAGUCAGUACAAAACAACAAACAUCCUCUAUUCUCUUAACAUCCUCUUCCAACUGGUGCAGUAUCUGGAAAACCUUGGUUGCUACAUUGAGCAGCUUCUGUGGAUAGAUGGUGUUUUUUAUAUUAAGGUAAAUAUAUAUGAUUCUUUUAACAUCCAUUUUCACCAAAUCUCUCCUACUAAAUAGCACUAUAUUCUACGUACUGUACCUUUAAAGACUCUGCUGCUCAUAUUUGUAAAAAAAAAAAAAUGUAACUGUACUUUUAUCUGAUUUGGUUUGAGUAGAUGAUGGCUGUCCCGACUCAUCUAGAGAGUGCAUAAUAUCAGUUUAGUCAAACUUCAUUGAUCUGUGGAUGCAUGACUGCUGGUGGUGAAUUUCAUUCUUGAUGGUUGUUGAAAUGAAAGUGUCCAAUCUGUAAUUUUUUUUAUCAUACCUGUAACUUUUACCCGAAUAAAAUCAACCUCUGCUGGUUUUAAGUCCCACAUUUUGACGCAUUUGUAAAACAAAGCUGAUUUUUUUUUAUUUCAAUAAGAUUUCUUAAUAAUGUUAUGUGUCUGCUUUGUCACUUUUAAGGUCAGAGUGGCCUAUGACUUUAGUUCGAACACCUACAAGAAUGAUACAAAUAUAUGAACAAGCUUGAUAACUUGAAUUUGGACCAAGUCUAGAAUCCUGUUUUCUGUUGUUAAUCAAUUUGACUGUUUUUUCAUUACCUGUCCAGGUGUAUACAUUAAGGAGGGAAAUGAUAAUACUGAGUUUUCUCUUCCAACCCUACUGCCUGGUGAGUAUUGUUAAAGAUAAAGCUGAAAAAGAGUGAACUUUUCCUUUAAUUAAUAACCGCCUAUCUGUGUUGUCACCACUGGGUGGCACUGGUAUCCAGGCCUUAACUUCAAAGCCAGACUUCAUAAUGAUAUUAACUGAUUAAGCUUUUACCUGAAGUGUGAGUCAGGCAUUACUUCAUAGCCAGCUGAACAGUUUCUGUCCCGUAGCCUGGAGAAAGUGAGGCGCACUAGCGGAUGCAGCCACGGGAUGACGCACGACUUUAUGUUCCAAACUAGGCAACCGAGAGGCACGUGGAAAUCCCCCCUUUGUGGUUGACUUGAAUUCCAGUUCGGGAUUUGACUGAACCAGCCUGCAGGUAUUGACUGACACACGCAGAAGCACACACCAGAAUCCUGAAACAGACACAAAAACAGAUGAGAGUAAAGUGGAGUAAAGAUCCUCAGACAGUCUGCUGCAGGAGGAGAUCUUACCUGUGGAAGCAGGUACAUAAAGAUGAUUUUCAGCAGAUUCUUGUUGGCAAAAAAGCUGCAAGAUUCAGCAAAGAUAAAAUAAGUAUUUCAGCUAAGUAUACCUCUAACAUGACUGCAAGUCUUAAGUGCAUUAUGAUGCUAACAUUGCAUAAUUUCUGCAGCCCUGCCAUACUUUAAAUGCAAACCAAAACAAUCACUGGGCUUUUGGUCUGCAUUGUGCGCAGUUACAAGUUUGAGAAGGUGCAUAUCAGACGACAAACAGGCUUCUGAGAUACCGCAGAUUUAGAACAGAGGUAAAAAUCAGGCUUUGGGGCCUUAUGACAAGAGUAGCAAACAGACAUGCUGUUCAGGUGAGACUGCAGGUAUCACUGACACACCAUCAGGCCAUUAGGGAAAUGUCGCCCUUUUCUCUGAUGCAGCAGUUACAUGAUCCGGGACAGGACAGUCACGACAGUCUAUUCUCCAUCUGGGGACCAUCAUCUGUGUGUGUGUAUUUUUGUGUGUGUCUGAGAGAGAGUGCUCUAAGGGGAACAGGUGUGUUUAGUUUGUGAGUGUUCUUAUCCCCCCCAUGAAGGAAGUGUGAGUACCACAAGACAGGAAGUUUGUGCUGAACAAAACCAGCCAUCUGCCUUAUUAAAAGCUUUUAGUCAGUGUGUGUGUGUGUGUGAGUGUGCGUUUGAGUGUGUUUGCUCGUGGGAUUAACAAAAUAUUCUUUGAUCCGCUGUGAAUCAUUGGUAAUGCUCCAGGGCAGUGCAGCACUAACAAACAUGUCUAUUCUUUGAAAUGAGAGCAUCAGAAGUUGCGUGUACAUCAUGGUAAAGAAAUAAUGAAUCACAACUUCAGGGAAUAAUGAGAUUUUAUGAAAAAUCUAUUUUAAAAUAGGCAAAACUGCUCUAAAUACCAAACAGUCAUACAAAUGUGAUUUAAAGCUCCUGUGAAGAACUUCGGUUUGUGUCCACUUUAGUGCCCCCUGUGGACAAAGCAGUCUCUGCUUUUCUUAUCCUCUACAUAUUUUAGCAGUGGUUUUUAACAAAGCAUCUUCUCCUGCUGACUUUGGCGGUCAAAUUUAUCAUUUAUUCCGAAUAUUUUAUGUGGAAAUAUUUGUCCACCAAUGCCAUUGUUGACUUACCAAUCGGCUGAGCUAGGCAGUGUUUGGAUCUGUUAUGAGUCUGCUAGAUAUUCCCAUGUCUACAUACUGUGCCUUUAAAACAGCUGGUGACAUUUUUGUGGAGUUUUGUAAACAUGCACCCAUCAGCUGUAACAUUGUGAGCACUGAUAGGUGAAUUGAAAGACAUGGAUUGUCUUGGAUUAUCCUGUCAGAAGGUGGGAUAUGUUCUGCAGCAAGUUGUCCUCAAAGUUGAUAUGCUGGAGUUGAAAAAUGGUCAAGAUUAAGGAUGUGAACGACUUUGAAAAGUCUUGACAGCUGGAUCAGAGCAUCUCCAAAAGUGCAGCACUUGUUGGAUGUUUUCUGCUGCGGUCUAUCAAAAGUGGUCUCAGCGGGGGGGGAACCUGGGAACCCGGCUGCAGGUUAAUGGGCAGCCAAAACUCGAUGAUGCAGCUGGGGAUUGAAGAUUGGCUUUGUUUGACUGUCCUUGUUUUGUCUCAUGCUUGAAAAGUUAAUACAAAACACAAAAUUAACUGAAGUUGAGAUUGAUCAGGAGCUUGUUGUGGUUUUUUAAUUAUGAAUAGAAGAACCUUAAAUCCUCAAACUGGCAACAACAUAUAGAUGCAUUUUGCCUCCGCUUUGACCUCCUUUGCUCAUGCGACUUGUUGCAACGAGUAUCAAUUAAGCUACAAAUUUCUAUUUGAUACAAUCACUCGCAUCGCUGCCAAGAGUGUUACUCCACAUGCUUCUCUCUAGACGUCUUGGAAGUGUCAGUUUAUCUCUCUUAAAGACCAGGCGCUCUUCUCCAUGAAUCCUAGGCACUGAUUAUGCAACCUCAUCCUACACUGUUCUUUAAAAUGCCUUCAGGGAAUGCUAACACGACUGUCAGACUGACUAUAUCACUGCGCUGACAACGCCUAUGCCAUGUGUUUUCACAACUCCAGUUUUGAUAGCUGAAAGCAACAGUGCAUGGCAACUAAGCCCUCCUUAAUUAUGAGGGUUUUCUGAGGUAAUGUCACUUUAGAGAGUUUUGUCCUGCAUCUUUUCACUCUGGUUUUCUCUCUCUCGCCGGAUGAUAUGUUUUGCAAAUGCUCAACGACGUCCUGUUUUAUCAUUCAGUUUGUAAUUCCAGGGUUUAGCUGCAGGACCUUUAAUUGAGGACAAUAUUUUUAGCACUCAUCCGUGGUGGAAAGAAAUGUAAGGUCAUGUCUCUGCAGGCAUGUACAUUUCCGCCCUUUUUUUCUUUUUCUCACAACCCAAAGGGAUGUGUGAUUUUAAACACAUCUGUGCGUCUAGUUUGAAAAAGUGUGCUUCACAACAACAGGUGUUCUUAACACGUGUUAAUACCAUGUAAUAAUUCUGCGGUUUAGACAUGCGGUCAGCUCUGUAGCUGGUGAUAAGUGUUGUUAUUAAGAAAGAGUGAGGACUGAGAGCGGUUUCGGAUUUGUUCUCCAGAAUGAGACAUGCAGAUGUGUUUUAAAGGGAGUCUUCUUUUUAAAGCCGGGCUGGCUGCUUUUGCACUUUGGCGGCCCCAAGUGGCGGGGAAAGUGAACUUUGAUUUCUGGGUGUUUGAACUUAAUUACCCUUUACCUGAUAGAUGGGCAUAGGGGAUGAGAUUGGCUGUUUUGGCCUUAAACAAUCCAGCUAAUUCUUAAUGAAGAGUUUUCAUGGCGAAGGGAUGACUGGCUCUUGUAGUUUUUCUUUCAACCAAUGAGAUCCUUUCUUUUUUAAAUUGCAGCCUUAUGGAAAAUUUCCCAAACUUGUGUCAAAGCCCUGAAUCAGAGAGCACAUUGUCAGUUUCCUCAGGUAGUAUGAACUUCACCUAUCACCCCCCAGCACACUCAGCUCACACACACAUCUCUACGGCCCCCCCUCACAUCUCCAAACACACACCCAUCCCUCCCAUGACAAUUGUUUUGACCUUUGCUCUGAGGAAAUAAGGCCGUCUGUGCUUGAUGUGACAGGUUGGCACAUCACCUGGAUACAAGCAAAUAAACGAGCAGAGGGAAAAAAUAUCAAGGGAACAUUUCAAGCAUUCACAGAGAGCUUUCAAAAUGGAACAAUGACUUCGCCCUGGGGGGAAUAAGUGAUCAUGCUGGUAUGUUUAUAUUAGACAGAAAGGAAGCCAUCAUUGUCAUCACCAGUGAUUUUCUCUUUCACGGCAAGAUUUUGACAGUUGACUGUAUCUUAAUAACAAUUCCCUCUAUGUUUAAGUCAAUUGUCACGGAUGAUGCGCUUAUGUAAACAUUUCUCUUCACACAAAAAAAGCAGGGAUUUUUUUCUCCUCCUGUCAGGAUUGAACUCUGUGGCAUUAUCAUGAACAGUGUGAAUACUAAACAGAGCUAUUUUUAACAACCCCGGUCUGAAAUCUUACUCCAUUUCGACGAUUGUUGGAGUGACUUCUGCAAUUUCUUUGUCAGGUAUGCUUUUGGCGUCGAGAACACGGAGGCUCGGGAUGUGCGGGGGUUGUUCAGUCAUGGAUUGGGAUCACAUCAGCAAAAACAGACAUCAGGGGAAGUAAUUGUGUAAAUUAGAGGAAGAGGUGGGGGAGUUCAUCAUCUAUCUUCCCGUAAGCAAACCCUGGCCCAGUAAAACACAGCCCAGUUGGUACAGCAAUAGGACAUGCGGUUAUUAAUACAGAAGAGGGAGGUGCGCUCACCUCGACAAGCGCCAACACGCGAGCGCAUUACCUCUACGGCUGCUAUGGCAAAGAUGUGAGCUGCAUUCCUCUGCCCACAAACUCUGAGCUUGUUUCCUUCAACAUAGAGGAGAGGCUUCUGAGUGUCAGGCUCAUAUCUGGGGGAGUUUGAGGGCUUAAGGGCUGCUAAAGGGAACUCAAUGUUACUCUCUAGUCUCAAUUCCAAGAUUUUUACUUCCGUAAGAUGAAAAAUUAAGAAAAUAAAGGUUUAAAAAAAAAAGGCUUUUUGGAUAAAAUGAUUCUUAUUUAACUUAAAAAAAAGGCUUUUAACUGUUAAGUUGAAGUUUGGAGGGUAUGACUGAGAAUAAUAAUGUUAUUGUGCAGCACAGCAUUUUUCAGAACAUGGUAUUCCAAAAAUGUCAUGACAGAUGCCAAGUUGUGUAACACUCAGUUUUAUAUUCAGUUUAAUAACAAUCAUAACACCUGGCUGUACUGCUCUAAUAUUUAAUGCUCUGCAACAUCUGACUUUAGCCUACAUUUGCUGAACCAAAAAAUAAGACCUUAGUGGACCAGCCUGGUUGAUUUAAGCUACAAAAACUGAGAAAUGUGUUCAGUCAGAAGAUUUAAACUCAGUUUCUAAACCAUGACCUCAAAUCCAAAUUUGAUGUAGACCAGAUUAGUUUAAACCUCUGUUGAACGGAUCCGGAUCUGCUUCAUUCAUUUCAGGGGGUCACCUGCAGAAUUGCCUUUGAGAAAGCUGUAAAGACCUACAACCAAUCAGAGCUGCACAGUAUGUGUUGACACCUGUGUCACUGUCUUGUAGAACCCGACUCAUUUCUACCUUGACGAGUAUGAUCUACCUGAAGUCAGUGGUGCAUCAUUAAGAGGGGCAGCAGCUCAUGAUCCAUCUGCCAGCAAAAACUGAUAAAAGUUACUGAGGCCCUUGGUGGUAUCUUGUAGUCCAGGGUUUGCAUUGGUGAAGUCUUUCAGAAGUAUGAUGGGUCAUACAAGUAUGUAAACAGCCAUCUCUGUGGGAACUAACCCCCAAUUUCCACCACAUCCGAAACGGCUGCGAAAAGGCCAUAUGCGCCGAUCGCAACGGCUUCUUUCCAUUUCGCUGCGGUUCAGCGGACUCCACAGCCGAUCGCCAGAGUUCUAUUUUUUCCGGACGCCGCGACAUAAAUUGAGCACAGAUUAGCCUGUGCUGGAAAGGAAGUCGGGCUCAGACACAAAAUAAAACAUCCGGCUUCUUUUCAAAAUAAAACACUACAUCUUUCAGGCGGAUCAUAUUUCACACCAUGCAAACAGACAGGGACAAACAAUUGUUUCACCCCGAUGACACCAUGGAUGAGGAGAUGCUGAUUCUACAAGUCUAGGAGUGGAUUCCCUCCCCUUGAAGGACACGAUAUACUGCUUAUAUGGUUAUGUGGCUGUCUUUAUGGAGACAACUUGUUAUUGAGCGAUUGCAUGUGAUUCCGCAGGUUCUUGUGAGUUCUCGUGAUUCCCGCUGUCCGUGCUCAGACUGUUAAAAGAGCUACUAACCUGAACUGCUGAUGCUCCCCAAUAGUGACUUAAACAGAAGCUUCUAUGCAGGACCUGACCUAUUUGGCUAUCAGGGAUCACUGAGGCAGCUAGACAGCUUCAAAGUGGAAAGAAACAGGAGGUGGAUGGGAAUUUCCCAGCAAUGAUGAAACGGAUAUAUUAAGACUACCUCACCUGCUUUAUCUUUAAGACAGGAAGUAGGAAAGUAAGAGUACCUGAGAUGGUUCUACUACUUCCUAUUCUUGUAAUUUAUGUGGUUUGAUUUCCCAAACUAUUCAAGUCACUCCUUUUAUUGUGAGUCUGCAAAAGUCCAGUGAUGAAGCUUCACCAUCAUCACACCUGUGUCUGUCUUAGUGGUUCCACAACAGUGUAUUAUUGGUGUGGUGUUGCAGAAGCCCAAGGGUAGACCCACAAGAGGAGCUUCACACACAUAUGCAGGGUAUCUGCAGGGUCUUAAAAAGUCUUAAAAUGUCUAAAAUUCUCUUAAAAUCUCAUAAAAUGUCUUAAAGACGAUUUUGAAAGAUCUUAAAUAUGUAUUAACUCUAAAAAUAACUUGCCAUAGGAACAAAGAUUGAUUUGAAGUAACGUAAAAUGUUCAGAUUUUUCUUUAUGUUUUUUGUACUUUUUUGCUGGUAUGGGUGUUGAAUGGGUCUUAAAUUGGAUUCAUUACGGUCUUUAAAAAGUCUUAAAUUUGGCUUGCUGAAACCCGUGUACAUUAGUUGUGUUUGCCGGGCUUUCACAGGCACAUUAAGAGUGUUAUUCCGUGUGUGACAUAAUUGUUUCAAGAAAGAUCCGGAUAGGCCUCCACACGGACAUGAAGCGUGGAUUUAUCUACUAUGUUUUAAAAAAGUAUCGUUUACAGUCACCUGAAAUGCCAUUUCCAUGUGGAUGGAUGCCGAUACAACAAUCAACUUUUGCGUGUAUUCCUGAAUUUGUUUCCAUGUGGACGGGGCCUUAAUCCCAUCUUCACGCCUCUUUGACAAUCAUUAUCUAUAACUCACCUCCAACAAUCAAUAUGCACAAGGUUUUAGCCUCCACAGCUAAGAUGGAUCAGAAAGGGUCAGUUCAGGGCCAGGCCCAAGUGAUCAUGAGGAGAUGUCUUUUCAAGCUCUCUUUCAGGGAUGUUUGGAGAAGUCCAGAAGCUGUAGGGUGGCAUUAAUUUCAACGCAGUCUCCACUUCAGUACGGGUUAAUUCCACUGAACGCUCAUCUAUCUGCUUUAAACUUAUCCGUCCAAGAUCAGCAGCAGCCUCAGGCAGCACCUUCAUCAUAUUUUUGACAGACAUCCCUCACUCAAUCCAGUGUGGUUCAACAAGGUAAUUUGUAAGUCCCCAAACUUCAGAAAGCUGAUAUCUGUAAUGACUCAAGCCCCCAAGCCC
Molecule: messenger RNA, 31493 nt
Organism: Xyrichtys novacula (pearly razorfish)
Lineage: Eukaryota; Metazoa; Chordata; Actinopteri; Labriformes; Labridae
Source: the annotation of a GenBank genome assembly